GAAUCCCAGAUGAAUGCCCAAAUCAAAAUCAUGCUUCUGGACGGACUCUGAAUUGAUAUAACUGUUAUAAAUGGGCGUGCACUGUAGUGGAGCCUACUUCUCCCACCUCACCGUACCCUAUUCACCACCAUCACCAAUCACCAUCCAUUAAUCUCUCACCAUUUUCUCCUCACACAGCUAACAAUCCCUCAUUCUACAUUUUCCCAGCAAGAUAUUUGCAGAAAAUCUAGCAGCACGAGUGAUGAAGAAGGUUUGAACACACACACACAGACACACACAGACUGCUUUCCUAAGAAGAACAUCACACUUGCCGUUGCCGAUUUGAUGAGACUCUGAUAGACCUCUAAAUUGUGCGUGUAUGGGCUUUGAUAUAUUCCAUGGUCGGGAAACAUACAAAUAUAGGUAUGGAUAUUCAAGAAGGAAACUCCACAUUUGGGUCCCUCAGAGCCAUUACCUCUAGGAAUACGUCAUCUUCAUCUUCUAUGUUUUAUUCAGCAAAUCAGUCACCCUUCUUCUCUCCUAGAACAUCAUCCUGCCAUUUAUCAGAAUCUGUAAGACUUGAAGCUUCAAGUGAUAGCACUCGUUUAGAAGCUGCUGCUCCCCCUAGCACCAGUCUUGUUGUUAGUGGACCAUUGCCUCUAGGAAAUGUUAAAUGUACCUUAUCAGAUGUGCCUGCAUCUCCAGUUGGCUGUAACUCUGGUGAUCUGGAGAAGCUUGAUUGUAUAUCCUCCUCAGUUGGCAUAUCUGGAACCAGCGCAUCUAGCUACUGCCAAACCAACGAUGAUGCUUGUUCUGGGAAGAAAGAAAAGAGAAAAAAGAAAGGAAGGAACCAAAGAACCUCAUCAACUCCAGGUUCAAUUUCUUUAUCUUCUUAUGGACUGAAGAGUUAUGAUGUCUUUAUAGGGUUACACGGCAGGAAAGCAAGUUUACUUCGAUUUGCUAAUUGGCUCCGUGCUGAGUUAGAAAUUCAAGGCAUCAGUUGCUUCAUGUCUGACAGGGCUCGAUGUAGGAACUCUCGCAAGCAUGGAAUUGUUGAGAGGGCUAUGGAUAUUGCUUCAUUUGGGAUUGUAAUUAUUACAAGGAAGUCUUUUAAAAACCCAUACACCAUUGAGGAGCUGCAAUAUUUUUCUUGCAAAAAGAAUUUGGUACCUUUUUACUUUGAUUUGAGUCCAGCUGAAUGUCUUGUGAAGGAUAUGAUAGAAAAGAGGGGUGAGCUGUGGGAAAAGCAUGGAGGAGAACUCUGGCUUUUGUAUGGAGGAUUGGAACAAGAGUGGAAAAAUGCCGUUCAUAGCCUUUCUCGGGUGGAUGAAUGGAAAUUGGAAGCUCAUGAUGGCAAAUGGAGAGAUUGCAUAUUCAGGGCUGUCUCACUAUUAGCUACUAGGCUAGGCAAGAGAAGUGUAGCGGAGUGUUUGACAAAAUGGAAAGAUAAAGUAGAAAAGGAGGAGUUUCCUUUUACACGAAAUGAAAAUUUUAUUGGAAGAAAGAAAGAACUUUCCCAUCUGGAAUUUGUACUUUUUGGUGAUGUUCUUGGAGAUUCAGAGCGAGACUAUAUUGAACUUAAGGCUAGAACUAAGCGAAAGAACUUAAUUAUUGGUUGGGGCAAAAGCCAGGCGUUACAUGAGAGAUGGAGGAAAGGGCAAAUGGGGAAUGGCAGGAAGAAAGAAAAAGAACCUGUUGUAUGGAAAGAGUCUGAAAAAGAGAUUGAAAUGCAUGGAACUGAAUUUGCUCAGAGGUACUACCAGUCAAGGCUGAAACGUCGUGGAAAGUAUACCAGGCGGAAAACAGCUAUGAACACUUUGCAUGGGAAAGGAAUUGUCUGUGUGUCAGGGGAUUCAGGAAUUGGCAAAACAGAGCUUAUUCUUGAAUUUGCUUACAGACAUCAUCAGAAAUACAAGAUGGUUCUAUGGAUAGGAGGGGAGAACAGGUAUAUUAGGCAAAACUUUCUCAACCUUCGGUCAUUUCUGGAAAUUAAUGUGGGAGUUGAGAAUAGCUCAGAAAAAACCAGGAUGAGAGGCUUUGCAGAGCAGGAAGAGGCAGCAAUUUCUAGAGUUCGCAAAGAGCUUAUGAAAAAUAUUCCAUAUCUGGUGGUCAUUGAUAACUUGGAAAGUGAAAAGGAUUGGUGGGAUCACAAACUCAUAAUGGAUCUUCUCCCUCGUUUUGGUGGAGAGACCCAUGUAAUUAUAUCAACACGCCUUCCUUUGAUUAUGAACUUGGAGCCCUUGAAACUUUCAUACUUAUCUGGUGUUGAAGCAAUGUCUUUAAUGCUAGGAAGUGGCAAGGACUACCCAGUUGCAGAGGUUGACGCACUGAGAACAAUUGAGGAGAAACUUGGAAGGUUAACUUUGGGCCUUGCCAUUGUUAGUGCAAUCUUGUCAGAGUUACCUAUUACGCCAACCAGGCUUUUGGACACCAUAAAUAGAAUGCCUCUGAAAGACAUGUCAUAUAACGGUAAGGAAGGACAGUCACUGAGGCAAAACAUUUUCCUUCUACAACUCUUCGAAGUUUGCUUCUCAAUAUUUGAUCAUGCUGAUGGGCCGAGGAGCUUGGCAUCUAGAAUGGUUCUGGUAGGUGGAUGGUUUGCUCCUUGCGCAAUUCCAAUUUCCUUAUUGUCACUUGCUGCUGACAAUGUUCUAGAAAAGCAUCAGAGGGCUUUCUUCUGUACAAAAUUACUGCAAAUUCUAUCAUGUGGAUUUACAUCCUCAUACACCAAAAAAUCAGAAUUGGAAGCAUCUUCUCUGUUGCUAAGAUUUAAUAUUGCAAGAAGUAAUACCAAGCAGGGCCACAUCCAAUUCCAUGAACUCAUCAAACUUUAUGCUAGGAGAAGAGAAGAGACUGGAGCUGCACAGGCGAUGGUUCAAGCUGUUAUCAGUGAAGGGUCAAUAUCUCAAAAUCAGGGGCAUCUAUGGGGAGCAUGUUUUUUACUAUUUGGAUUUGGCAAUGAUCCUGUGGUAGUAGAGCUUAAGGUGUCAGAACUUUUAUAUCUUGUGAAAAGAGUGGUUCUUCCUCUUGCAGUUCACACAUACAUUACAUUCUCCCGAUGCACAGUUGCCAUUGAGCUUCUACGCCUGUGCACAAAUGCAUUGGAAAUUGCAGACGAGGCAUUUGUUACUCCCGUUGAUAAAUGGUUUGACAAAUCAGUUUGUUGGAGGUCCAUCCAGAGUAGGACUAAGGCUCAGUUGAAUCCUUGCCUUUGGGAGGACUUGGCAUUAUGUAGAGCCACUGUGCUUGAGACUAGGGCCAAGUUAAUGCUAAGAGGUGCACAAUUUGAUGAAGGGGUUGAUCUAAUUAGGAAGGCUGUGUACAUCAGGACUUCAAUUUGUGGGGAGCAUCAUCCAGAUACCAUCUCAGCUCGUGAAACUUUAACCAAACUCUCCAGGGUUAUUGCCAAUGUCCAGAUACAAUCUUCUUAGGUUUUCUAUCUUGUAAGAAAUUUCCUAAUUUACUCAUACAAAAGGUCUUUAAUAAUUAGCCAGACUCCUGUAUACUGUUCAAAACAUUUUCUGCAGCAUUUUGAUGAGAUGCCUUCCAUUUCAGAAUGUACAUAGCUUAGUUUGUUAUUGGCCCUUUAUAAUGCCUUCAUUAUGAGCUUCAA
This is a messenger RNA of Neltuma alba, 3592 nucleotides long. RefSeq lists its product as uncharacterized. NCBI's taxonomy places the organism in Eukaryota, Viridiplantae, Streptophyta, Magnoliopsida, Fabales, Fabaceae. Gene Ontology annotation, biological process: signal transduction; recombinational repair. The record is from RefSeq and is a predicted model, not a curated record. Gene Ontology annotation, molecular function: ATP hydrolysis activity. Bases 378 to 3410 code for a protein of 1010 amino acids. The transcript is spliced from 2 exons.